This is a messenger RNA of Felis catus (domestic cat), 1968 nucleotides long. RefSeq names its product INO80 complex subunit B (gene INO80B). Gene Ontology annotation, cellular component: Ino80 complex. Lineage: Eukaryota; Metazoa; Chordata; Mammalia; Carnivora; Felidae. The record is from RefSeq and is a predicted model, not a curated record. Gene Ontology annotation, biological process: chromatin remodeling. The coding region runs from base 808 to 1878 and encodes 356 amino acids. The transcript has 5 exons.
CACCCUUGUUCCUCUUAGUCACCUAUCAGAAUUGAUGUCACUAGUUUCUUGGGAGCAUUCAGAGGCCUCAUUCCUUUGAAUAGCAGCAUAGCUGUCCAUUGUAUGGAUGUGCCAAGUCCAUACACCAAAUUACUUUGGUGUUUCGUUAGAGGGACACUUAGAUCGUCUCCAGUGCUAUUACCCAUUAGGAUCUAAAUUCCAUGUCAAUGUUAUCAGUUACUUAUCACUCUUAACUUUUGUUGGCAAUAAAGUGUUCCAGAUUGUAUAGGUGCACCAUAAUUCAUUCAUCAUUUCUCUACUGAUGAGAAUGUAGGCUUAAAUACAGUUUGCUCUGCUCCUAGGGUACCUAUCCUAUUAAAUACUUCUGCCAUUUACCGGCAGUAUAGUUUCUUACGUACUCCUCCAGUGCGCUGUGAGCUCCUCAAAAGCAGGGGAAAUUGUUCAUGUUCAUCUUUGUAUCCUCAUAGCCUAAGCACCGAAUUUGGUCCAGAGUACACGCUUUCCACGUUUAGGUACAAUAAUAAUUGAAUCGCCCGCCCUGAGUCCCGGAACCGAGCUUGAGGAGGCGAAGCGAAGGCAAAGCCGUGCCCUUUUAAGCUGUCCCAGCCUCAGAGGUCCGGAACUUUCGUUAGACGUUUCAUUGUUUCUCAGGGAGGAUUUUAGCCUCCGAGCGUGCCCCGCACAAGCAUGGUUGUUACGCACCGGAAGUAGCUUGUUAUUUUGCGGGAGUCAGUUCUUCCGCGGGGCGGAAAAGGCAAUUAAGCAUGUGUUCCUAUCUUUUUCAGUCCCCUUUCCUUGCAGGACCCUAUGAGCAAGCUGUGGCGGCGCGGGAGCACCUCUGGGGCUAUGGAAGCCCCUGAACCGGGGGAAGCACUGGAAUUGAGUCUGGCGGGUGCCCACGGCCAUGGAGUGCACAAGAAAAAGCACAAGAAGCACAAGAAAAAACACAAGAAGAAACACCAUCAGGAAGAGGAGGCUGGGCCGACGCAGCCGUCACCUGCCAAGCCCCAGCUUAAACUCAAAAUCAAGCUGGGUGGGCAGGUCCUGGGCACCAAGAGUGUUCCUACUUUCACUGUGAUACCUGAAGGUCCUCGAUCACCCUCUCCCCUUAUGGUUGUGGACAAUGAAGAGGAACCUAUGGAAGGAGUCCCCCUUGAGCAGUACCGUGCCUGGCUGGAUGAAGACAGUAAUCUGUCCCCCUCCCCACUUCGGGACCUGUCGGGGGGCUUAGGGGGUCAAGAGGAAGAGGAGGAACAGAGGUGGCUGGAUGCCCUGGAAAAGGGAGAGCUGGAUGACAAUGGAGAUCUCAAGAAGGAGAUCAACGAAAGGCUGCUCACUGCUCGACAGCGAGCUCUGCUCCAGAAGGCGCGGAGUCAGCCUUCUCCGAUGCUGCCACUGCCCGUGGCUGGGGGCUGCCCUGCCCCGGCACUCACCGAGGAGAUGCUGCUGAAGCGCGAGGAGAGGGCGAGGAAGAGACGGCUGCAGGCGGCUCGGCGGGCGGAGGAGCACAAGAACCAGACUAUUGAGCGCCUCACUAAGACUGCGGCGCCCAGCGGACGGGGAGGCCGAGGGGCAGCGAGGGGCGAGCGGCGGGGCGGGCGGGCCGUGGCCCCAGCCCCCAUGGUGCGCUACAGCAGCGGGGCACAGGGUUCCACCCUUUCCUUCCCACCCGGCGUUCCCGCCCCCGCGCCAGUGUCUCAGCGGCCAUCCCCAUCUGGCCCUCCUCCUCGAUGCUCUGUCCCGGGCUGCCCUCACCCGCGCCGCUACGCCUGCUCCCGCACGGGCCAGGCACUCUGCAGCCUUCAGUGCUACCGUAUCAACCUGCAGAUGCGGCUUGGAGGGCCCGAGGGCCCCGGAUCUCCCCUUUUGGCUACUUAAGGCCCUUACUUAACCCGGACUCUGCGCCCUCUCCCCUGCCCCCAUUUUCAUUAUUUUCCCCACCCUAUUAAAUUUCAUCCGGUGCCUCAA